AUGACAACUAUCCAUAAUCAGGGUAAUGAUCUGACACUAUCUGAUCACUGGAUACAUGAUCGCAAUUGGAGAGAUCAACACAGCAUACUACUGAGGUUGAUUAUACACCAACAACGAUGCUUGUAUAUUGAUUCACCCUACAGAGUGUUUUCGGCUUUGUUGACCCUAUAUGAAUGCGUUAUACUUGCGUUGCAAGCGGUUUCUGCAGUUCGACUUGCAUUAGAAUCACCUUUUGAAAGUGCCAGUCAAUCAAACAAUAGACUGUCAAAACGAUCACCCGUUGAAUUGGGUGGUGAUAUCACAAAAUGUUACACAAUUAGAGUCAAUGUUGAUGGAGUUGAUUUGGGUUUGCAAGUCGAUUCAACAAUGUCUGAUAUAGUCGUACCACUUUCUAGUUCAAAUGACGAUAUAGGUUUGACUCCGCAACACACUCCAAGUGGAGAGCCCGUUACUAUAGAUUACAAAGGCGAUGAGUAUAAAGGAGUUACAUCCGACACCGCUGUUACAAUUCCGGGUACUAGUAUAACUGACAUCAAUUUACCAGUAGUAGCAGUUGAAAAACAAUCGCCAGAUCUAGUUGGUAUCGAUCCAGAGUUUGAUGGAAUAUUUGGGUUCGGCAAUUCCUUGUUGUCAAAACAUCAUCCACAAACCACUGCAAUGGAUGUUUUGUACACCAGUGAUGUCAUUCCCAAUAACGAGAUUGGUCUUCAACUAUGUCCGUAUGAAAUGCUUUCAGAUAGCUUCAUUAAUAUAGGAAACACGGACGUAACUGCAAAAUGCGGAACGGAUGGAACAAGUAUUGCAUGGGUACAAUCACCAUUAAAUGAUGAAUUUACUGUCAACAUCAAGAGUAUACUAAUCAAUGACGAACCAGUGAAUCUGCCCGAGGAAUUCCAAAAAACAAUAAUGGAAAAUGGACGUAUUUUGUACUCGAGUGUGGAAACAUGCUUUUUACAUAUGCGUUUUCCUGAAGUAGUCGUGACAGCGUUGGUUGAUGCUAUUCUUGAUAGUGGUGCGAUCACUGUCAACAUUAAUAUAUUUAGUGACAAACUCGGAAAAGUAAUGGUUAAAAAAAUAUUUUCGCAAAACUACGCAAUGCUUGAAUCCGGUUUUGAUAUCGAUUGGGGCAAGCUGCCAACGCUUUCAAUUACAAUGUUUGCUGAAAACCCCGUAACUGAUGCCAAUCUCAACUCCGUUGUAACAAUCAAAUUGGGUCCCAAAGAUUAUAUACAGAGAGUUGAUUCUGAAAAUUGCAAGUAUUUGACAAUUGCUGGUCCAAAUGACAAUGCAAUUCUUGGUAUUCCAUUUAUGGCCCAACUUGGAUUGACAUUUGAUCGAACACAUAAACGCAUUGGGUUUGGUCCUGGAUGUGGAUGCGAAGUCGCGACUAGCAAAUAUCCUACUAUUUCAAACGGUUAUCGAGUGCUCUGGCCAUUACCACGUGUUAGAUUGCCUGAACAACCAAGUGGUUCAGGUUCAGAUGGCACAUUUAUUCGCAGAAGGAAACCAUAA
Batrachochytrium dendrobatidis JAM81 is the source of this 1512-nucleotide messenger RNA. RefSeq lists its product as uncharacterized. The record is from RefSeq and is a predicted model, not a curated record. Bases 1 to 1512 code for a protein of 503 amino acids. Gene Ontology annotation, molecular function: aspartic-type endopeptidase activity. The transcript has 5 exons. Gene Ontology annotation, biological process: proteolysis. NCBI's taxonomy places the organism in Eukaryota, Fungi, Chytridiomycota, Chytridiomycetes, Rhizophydiales.